This is a messenger RNA of Bufo gargarizans (Asiatic toad), 5431 nucleotides long. It is a transcript of the gene COG1, whose product is annotated as component of oligomeric golgi complex 1. The transcript has 14 exons. Gene Ontology annotation, cellular component: Golgi apparatus; COG complex. The coding region runs from base 32 to 2935 and encodes 967 amino acids. The record is from RefSeq and is a predicted model, not a curated record. NCBI's taxonomy places the organism in Eukaryota, Metazoa, Chordata, Amphibia, Anura, Bufonidae. Gene Ontology annotation, biological process: intra-Golgi vesicle-mediated transport.
AGCUGGUUUCCUGGCUGCGCUGGCAGUCAACAUGGCGGCGAUGAAGCUGAGUGAGGUGCGGGAUCCCAGCGCCCUGUUUGAGGUGCACAGCGCCGAGGAGAUCCGGGUGCUGGAGAGGAAGGUGCGGGCGGAGAUCGAGCAGAAGAAGGAAGAGCUGCGGCAGAUGGUGGGGGAGCGGUACCGGGAUCUGAUCGAGGCGGCGGACACCAUAGGAGAGAUGAGGAAGAGUGCGGGGCUGGUGGUGGAGGCAGUGCGGGAUAUGGAGCGCUACUGCGGGGCCCUGAAGUCCAAGCCCAGCCCGGCCUCGGGGCUCCGGGGAAGCAGCGCUGCACAGUCCCAGGAGCGGUUUUACAGCAUGGCUGCUCAGAUCAAGCUGCUGCUGGAGAUUCCAGAGAAGAUCUGGAGCGCCAUGGAGUCGUCUCAGUACCUGCGCGCCACCCAGCUCUACCUACUGUGCUGCCACCUGCACACCCACCUGCAGCUGGACUCCUCCGCCUCCCGCUACAGCCCCGUCCUCGCCCGCUUCCCCAUUCUCAUACGGCAGGUGGCAGCAGCUGGCACAUUCCGCUCCACCAUUCUGCAGGAGAGCAAGUCCCUUCUGAGAUGUUCCUCGGCCUCUGACCAGUCUGUGGCGGAGGCGCUCUGCUCCAUCAUGCUUCUGGAGGACAGCUCUCCGCGCCAAGCCCUGGCUGAUCUCCUGCUGGCUAGAAAGGCUGGCAUCCAGCAGCUGCUCAAUCAGCCGCAUCACGGCUCCAGCAUAAAGUCUCAAGUGUGUUCCUUGGUGGAACUUCUGGCCAAUACCCUGUACCAGGCCCAUGCCCUCUUCUACACCCAGCCGGAUGAUGUGCCCGCUAACCCCGCUCUAAGCUGUGGCCUCUUAUUCUCUAUGUUAGAGACGGUCACUGCCCAGCAGGCAGGAGGAAAAGCCGUGAAGGUGCUACGGGAGGAGAUGCAGUCCGUCAGCUGGUUCAAGCACCUUCCGCCCUCCGUCGUGGAUUUCCAGCCCACCCUGCGGACCUUAGCUCACCCCAUAAGCCAGGACUAUCUGCGGGAGACUCUGCAGCAGUGGAUUCACCUGUGUAACGAGGACAUUAAGUCUGGCAUUUCCGCUCUGCUUGUCUAUGUGAAGACCCUGAAGGGCCUGGCCGGCAUCAGAGACGCUGCGUGGGAACUGCUGACCAGCGACUCCAUGAGGCAGAACUGGGAGAAGGUUUGUCGGCGACUACUGGACCGACCCAUCCGCUUCUGGGAGGACAUGAUGCAGCAGCUGUUCUUAGAGCGACUCCAGACUCUGAUGAAAGAAGGUCUUGAGUCCAUCUCCAGCGACUCCGUGCAGCUCCUACGCUCCACACUGCAGGACCUCGAGAGGGGCCCAGACACCCUCAAACAUGCCCAGCACGAGAGCAACAUCUGCUCCUUCCUAUGGUCCGAAAGCCAAAGCGACCUCCCGACAGAUGCCGCCUGGAUCAGUGUGGCAAACCGCGGCCCCCAGCGCUGGAGCGGCCUAUCCCUGAAGGCUCAGGCAGUCACUCCAUGCGUUCAGAGCUUCUGCCAGGCCUUAGACUCCAAACUGAAGGUCAAACUAGAAGACCUGUUCUCCUACCUGCCAAGGGAGACGUCCGCUACAGACCAGCAGAAGGAACCUCUCACAGCGGACGGCAAGCCCUCGGCUUUUGAUCGAUACGGCGAUGCCAGCACGGUGCAGCAGAUGUUGGGCCACCAUUGCCUCGCGUGUAUGCAGCACAUCCAGGAUGCGGUCAAGGCACAGCUCAGAACCGCUGGAGAAGCAGAACUUGGCGACCGUAGCGCAUGUGCCUUAUGUAAAGUGCUUUUCCUGGCAAGGCUGUGCCAGUCGUUGAGCGAACUCUGCCCACAUUUGAAGCAGUGCGUCUUGGGAAAGACUGGUGGCAUUGAACAGACUAUACGAGAGACUAAGACGGGCAAGAAGUCUGGUAAAGGGAGAGCCGUCGAGAAGCCGCAGGUCGUCUGCAAGUGGCAAGAACUGAAAGACAAACUCGUAAACCAAUCUCUGGAAGCCUACUCCAUCUGGAGCACCACUGUGGUCAAACACUUGGUCCACUCCUUCACCAACACCUUACUACAGAACACAGCCGGCUCAGCGCUCGCUACUGCCACCCAGUGGGAUGAAAUAGAAAUUCAGGAGGAAACUGAGGCAGGAAGCAGCGUAACAUCAAAGAUCCGACUCCCUGGACAGUGUUCCUGGCACGUCCAGUCCCUUCUGUUCAACCUGUGCCAAGCCGUCAACUGCGUCGGAGGGCAUGCCCUACCGAAAGUGACCCUGCAGGCGUUACUAAGGAGUUGCCAGGAUGAAGUGCUCAGUGCAUAUGAGAAGCUAUGCCAAGAAGGUCUGGGAAAGAAAUCUGCAAAUUCCGUCACACAGACGAGAGCUCUGCAGCUGCUCUUUGACCUCCGUUACCUGUGCCUAAUCCUCGGCUCUCGUUCAGAAAAUGGUAAAAGUGGUAAAAGCAAGCCGGACUCCAGGAUUCAGCAGGUGGCCGAUCAGCUGGAGAGCUGCAUUGAUCCGUUUGAUUUGGACGUCUUCACCCCACACUUGAAUGUUAAUUUAAACCGGCUGGCCCAGAGGACCUCGGUCCUCUUUGGAUUACUCACAGGAAGUGAAAACCAGUUCACCAGCAGAAGCUCCACCCUGGGGGUUCCGGAGACGCACAAUGUCCUGCCAUUGGCUUCCAGCCAGAUACGGUUUGGGCUGCUUCCCCUUAGUAUGUCAAGCUCACGCAAGUCAACGAGCAGGACUGUGGAAGAUGUGAAAAUGCAGAUGCCCCGGACCAUCCCCGAACCGGAGGAGGACACUUUCAGACCAGGCUCCUUGUUCAGACAACUGGCAACGCAGGACGACGACGCUCAGGCCCCGUCCCUCUUCAAACUGGGCUGGCUCUCCAGCAUGACCAAGUGACCCCCACCACCAACCCACACCUUCAAGAACUGACACACUGUAACAAACUGUAAUUUUGAGCAAAUUAAAUAACUUUAUUGUGCAUCAAUCCCAGUUUGUAUUGCCUGUGUUUCCACCUCAGGUAUAUAUAGAGACACGGGUGCUGUGGUAUACAAAAUCUCCUUGACUUCUUGGAGAGCUGGUGCCAGAAAAAGCAAACCACCCUGGCAACUCAUCGAGUAUUCUCAUUUAAGACAACUGAAAAACUUCUGCAACUCCAGGUCAUUUUUCUAAAUUGACGCAUCCACCCUCCUGCAACUUUACCAAAUGCUUUGUCUUACUGCCCCUGGGGACAGUCAAGCCAUGCCGUAUCAAUGGCAGGCACUGGACGAUAAAGUCAUUUAUGAGGAUACAAAGCAUACAUCCACCAUAUCUCCACAAGAGGUUGCUCAGGGUUGUCUGAUGGCACCCACAGACAUGGGUGAUCAGACUGUGCCCACUGGAAAGUUGGGCAUUUGCAAACAGCAUAAGUAAAUGUUCAGAGACUUGGGGUAUUCGGUUUGGGUGCCUACUAAUUUCCUAUCUCUGUGGGCCUAGGCUUCUGGACCCCACCUAGGUAACUCACUUUUGGGUGUGCGUUCCCCUUUAACAUCACUGUUCUCUCUGCUCCACAUAUCUCCUUUGCCAUACAGAUUUACACAAUGGGAGGAGUAGAUUGCGUGGGUGACGGGCUGCCUGCCCUACCUAGUCACCUGAGGCCUAGGCAUGAACCUGGGCUUUUGAAGAAGAUUAAUACAACUGAACAAGUGCACUUCAUACAGUGCUUCACUUCCAAAAAAUAAAUAAAACAUUUCUUCAACUUUUGCCGAACCAAUGCUGUAUUCGGUAUAAAUGGAGGUGUUAGAUGGCUUCUUACCAAUGUAGCACCAAAGAGGAGGAGUGCGCUGCAGAGAGUGAAGCGCAUGGGGCUUAUUUAAUAAAGGUGCCUAAAUCUGCUGUCCAGUCGAGGGCCUGAUGAAUGCUGAGUUUUGGGGCUCUGUGAAAGCUCAUAUUAAUAGGAGCAUUGUGCACGUCGUCAGAAUCAAGUAGGAGGCCCCAUAUUGUGUUACACAGGAAUAGUGUCCAGGGCCCCAAAAAUUGGGAGCAGAAAGCCAAAGUGCACUCGGGUCUGCUACGUACAUAAAGCAGCAAAAGGGAUUUCCGGGUCCCACAGACCCUCCUCAAUUACAUAAAAUGCGCCUGUAGGAGAAAGUUUGUAUAUAUUUACCAGCCUGAAGUUGCCUGCAUCAGCUGCUCAGAAACUCCUGAAAAUCUAGCUUCCGCCGAUGUCACAUUUACCGGGUUUCCCGGCUAAACGAUGGAGGAGACGUCACUUCCGUUGUGGAUGGAGCUAUAUCUAGUCGUCUCCCUAGUGCGGGCGCAAACUCUGGAAUCCACCUCAUUUGCACAUGCAUAAAAGAAAGGAAUAGUUCUGGAGAUAGCCAAAUACAGCGCUCACCUAACUCCAGAACUCCCAUACAUGUGCGACCGUCCAACGUGGUCAUUUUAGGGAAGCAGCAAGGGGCCCACCCUCGUUCUCAUGAUUGGUGAGGUUCCCAGUAGUAGGACCCCCACCAAUCUGACAGUUAUCCCCUAUCCUGUGCAUAAGGGAUAACUUGUACCCCCUUUAAGUAUAUUACAAACUUUCUUCUAGAGGCGAGUUAUGUGUAAUUUAAAUAGAUUGGCAGGACCUGCUGGGUCCUGUACUAGAAUUAACAUUCAUCACCCUAUCCACAUGAUGUGUGAUGUCUGAUUGCGGGGGGCCCCUAUGAUUAUUAGAGCGGAGGUCCCAAGCCCCCUGUUCCUUCUCGCUAGACCACUGUCCUCUGCUAUCUCAGUCAUGGAGAGGCAGUGAAUGCUUGGAUUGGUGGGGGUCCAACACAUCUGUGGUUGGUUCAAAAUGUCAAGUCUGGUACAACCCCCUUUAAAGGCAUACUAACUCAGCGCUUGACUAAUUGGCAAUGUGUCUAAAAAGUAGCUGCUGGCACCUAACAUCUACGGUAAUUUUACUACUGAUGCUACUGCCAGGCUCAGCCAACCACUUGGGAACCAGCCUGGUAGAUUUCAUAGAUGACAUACCACGUAAUACACUAGGUAUCUAAGUAUCUCUACCAGAAGGCCUAGGCUCCAUCACAUCAGGUGCUCCGUAGGUUCGCUGGUGGGACAACCGCCUACAGCUUUUAGUUGCCCCCGCCACAAACAAGGGCUGGGGGUGCAAUGUAGGUUCAUGUCACAAUCAUAACGGCAGCAUCUGAUGUAAGGUCUAAGUUCCCUAAUUAAGCGCCAUGAUGUCCUAAGGGGAUUGCAUGGUGACCCUUACAUCAAGCAAGGAGGUACAUGAAGUGGUGGUUGUGGAAGCUCUGAUCCAAGACAACAAGUCCUUUGUUCCGUUGCUUUUUGCUGUCUGAAAAUGCAGGUGGAACCAAGCUCGUGUAUAUAUACACAGCGCCCCCCCCUUUCAAAAGUGCUAAUUAAGGU